AUGGGCGCUUCCUUCUGCUCGCCUGUCGACGAGCGAUGCACUUGCAGCCUUCAGUCCACGAUCCAUGCAUUCCGAUUUCCCUUAUGGGCUGUGAAGGUUUCCGACUUCUUGGAGAUGCUGGGCCCGCCCCGGCCCCACCACCGGCUGCAGGAGGAGGGCCUGCUGCACGAAUGGUUUCCAGGCAUGUUCGUGAUCUUCACUUCGCACCAGUGGUUGAGUUCCACCCACCCAGAUCCACAGGGUCAGCAGAUGGAGGUGCUUCAAAAGGCUCUCCGCGGGAUGAUCGACGGAUCGCUGCAAGUGCAUGAGGACCUCGUGGCCAGAUCCGACAGGAUGAACCUGUCCAAUACUAUUCGUCAGCACAUCGCUGAGGGGUUCCUUUUCUUCGAUUGGUUUGCCAUCCCUCAGAUCACCGUACGGAAGGAUGGCGUGAAUGAAGAGUCUGUAAAGAGCGCUGCAGCCUUGGCGGUACAAAGCAUUCCAGCUUAUGUUGAGCUGUCCAAUGUAUUCAUUGCGCUGGUGCCAGAGCUAACGCACAAAGAUUCGUCUGCUUUGGUGAACUACGCAUCGUGGCUGUCUCGCGGGUGGUGUCGCGCCGAACUCUGGUGUCGUCUAUUGUCAAACAAGAUCGACACCACCGUCAUCGUGAUUCAUUCCCCGACCCAAGCCGAGUUUAUGUUCCCACUCGACUGGCAGCACAACAGCAUCGUGAACGGGAACUUCACUGUGGAAUCGGAUCGUGCCAUCGUCGUGCAGCUGGGAGAGACGGCCGUGGAAAGCAAGAUCCAACAUUUGCAGGUCCAUGGCCCCUUGCGGGAUUGCCGUUUCUACUGCGCCCUGCGGCCGAAGCUCCUGUGCCAGGAACGUGCCGAUCGAACGCUGCAGAAGUUUUUGGAGGACUUCCGGUUCGGCAGCCUGGAGCAAGCCGUGAAGGAUACCAGUGGUAUGAAUGCAGUGAUGUGCGCCAUACUGUCUGGUGACACUGGCAUGUUGCGCUUGUUGGCAGAAAGCAGGGCGGACGUGAGCCGUCCCAUGCAUGGACUCAACGACCUGGGAUACUACGACACACAGACUCCUCUCAUGGCGGCGACGAAGUCGCAUCAAGACCCGGCUGUGCUGACCACGCUUGUUGAGCUCCGCGCAGAUCCCAACGGUCGUGCUAGUAACACGAAGUUGUCGUCCUUAUACAUGUGCCGAUCAGCUGGACACGUGCGGGCGCUGCUGGAACAGAGGGCAGAGCUCGAGCACGCCGCCUUGCACGGUGCCGCAGCUUUAGCUGGUCCAGACACGCUUCGAGAGCUCUUGAGCCGCCAGUGCGAUCCGAACCAUAUCCUAGCUGGGCGACAGGAGCGAUUUGGGCCAUUGCACGCAGUAGCCUUGUUUUCGCUGAGCAAUCGACAUGCCGUGGAGGCUGCCAAACUUCUACUGGAGCAUCGUGCAGAUGUCAAUUCGCGCUCCAGUCCAUCGGACGAGUUCUUGUGGGAAUGCAGGAAGGCCCGCAUGCGGGUGGUGGUCCUUGGGUUUGCCAACUGCAACAUGAUGACUCGCCUGCGGGCCUCCAUGUCUGGGAUCAGCCCACUGGGCUACGCAGCAUUGGUCGGCCACGGGCAGCUGACGCAGCUCUUCCUCGACUACGGAGCCGAUCCGACUCCGAACGACCGCGGGGACACGCCGGAAGACCUGGCGCGCAGGAACCACCACUACCACCUGAUCCCGAUGCUUGCGACCUUCGCCACCUGA
This is a messenger RNA of Symbiodinium sp. CCMP2456, 1740 nucleotides long. NCBI's taxonomy places the organism in Eukaryota, Dinophyceae, Suessiales, Symbiodiniaceae. The record is from the annotation of a GenBank genome assembly.